AUGGGAAGGCAACUAAUAGUAGAUCCAAACCAUAUCUGUUCAAAAGUGAAGCGUCUUCGAGGAAAACAACUGAUUCUCUGCAAGAAUGAGCCCGACUUUAUUGACAAGAUUAAAAGGGGCGCCAAAUUAGGCAUAAAUGAGUGCCAGAAUCAGUUCAAAGAUCGCAAGUGGAACUGUACGACAGCCAAACCUGCGAUUCGCAACUUUUUAUUAAGAGAUUCCAGAGAAACAGCGUUUGUUCACGCGAUCACUUCGGCUGCCAUUCUCUACGAGAUCACAAAAGGGCUGAUUUCGUGCUCAAAAAGUGAUUUUGAUUGGAGGGGUUGUACAGAGAAUAUAAACUUAGGAUAUAAAACAACCAAACAAUUUAUGGACGAAGGAUUCCCGCGAAGAAGUGAUAUCAAGAAAUUAGUACUCCUUCAUAACUAUGAGGCCGGAAGGCUUGCUGUGAAGAAUAAUAUGAGAAAUGAAUGUAAAUGCCAUGGAAUGAGUGGUUCGUGUAGUUUCAAGACUUGUUGGAGAAAAUUACCACUUUUUAGAGAUGUUGGGAAUCGACUUAAAGAGAGAUUUGACGGCGCGAUCAAAGUGAUGGCCGGCAACGAUGGCAAGGGUUUCAUCACUGAGGGAAUCACUAUUAAACCACCGGAAAAGGAAGACAUCAUCUAUUCAGAGGAGACGCCAGACUUCUGCGAACCCAAUACACAGACGGGAUCGUUGGGAACGAAGGGACGCGUCUGUAAUAAGAGUAUCGCAACCGAUGGAUGUGAUCUGCUUUGCUGUGGUCGUGGCUAUAAGACUGUCAUCAAAGCUGAAGUGGUCAACUGUCGGUGCAAAUUCAUGUGGUGUUGUUCUGUCACAUGUGAGAAAUGCAAAGUCAAACGCAAAAUACAUAGUUGUUUAUAA
Molecule: messenger RNA, 903 nt
Organism: Medioppia subpectinata
Lineage: Eukaryota; Metazoa; Arthropoda; Arachnida; Sarcoptiformes; Oppiidae
Source: the annotation of a GenBank genome assembly